Molecule: messenger RNA, 4699 nt
Organism: Cydia fagiglandana
Lineage: Eukaryota; Metazoa; Arthropoda; Insecta; Lepidoptera; Tortricidae
Product: serine/arginine repetitive matrix protein 2-like
Exons: 2
Coding region: 55-4224 (1389 amino acids)
Source: RefSeq, a predicted model, not a curated record
UUCCCCAGCACACCCAGGUUAACUGUAGCAUCAAGGAAGAAGAAAGCCAAGCUAAUGGCUCAUGGGCUGCCUGAACAGAUAGCUACUGACCUAUGUGUAUUGGCCUUGGAUGAUCUUCUUGAGAGGGUACCUUCAUUAAAAGCGGAGUACCCAAUUAUACCUGGACAGGUAUUGCAGACCACUGCAGUAAAUACUCCGAAGACGCAAAUCAGCACAGGCAAACCUAAUCCCAUCGAUACUGCAUCUUUGCGCGUAGGAAUUCAGAACUGUGAACCCAUGAAUAAAGAAGAAAUGACAAAGGUCCAUCGUCAUCUGAUUUUAGCUAUCGCUGAGCAGUGGAAAGACGGCGGUGGGCCGGAAUUUUUGGAAUUUAAGCACAUGGAAGGCUGGAUCAUGGUAACUUGCGUAGAUCGUCGUAGUAAGGCUUGGCUUUUAGACGAAUUACAGUAUCUAGAGCCCUGGCCGGAAUCGCAACUCUCGCUUAUGCCAGAGCGAAAAUUGCCAAAACUAAAUAUAGGAAAAAUUGUGGCUUUCAUCCCCGAGUCAGAGGCAACUUCUGUCCAAGAAGCUCUAGAACUUCUCAAAGCACAGAAUAAGGGUCUCAACACUGAGCAAUGGACGCUAGUUGAUGAGAAGUUAGAAAGUGGGAAGAGUUGGACUGUAACAUUCAUUAUUGACGAGGCAUCGCUUAAGUCACUGGAAGCCCAGGAGUGUCGAGCUGCUAUAGGCUUCACGACAAUGAAUUUUCAAAUCAUUCCCGUAGCUGACAUCCUUAUUAAAUCCGAGAGAUCUGAAACCAGUCAGGAAGCACCCUCGUCCUCAGCAACUACGGCUAAUGUAGCAGAAUCAGUUUCAUCAGUACCUCCACGCCAGGGCAAUAAACAAAUAUCCAAAGAACCUUCAACCCUGACAGCAACAGUUACCCCAAUACUUCGCGCUAAUUGCGGUUCCCGAUCGGUUGUCCAGAAUUCAAAUUCUAUAACCACUCUAAUUACCCAGAAUAAUAGCCAAGGAGCUGAUACGGGCAUGCCCCCGAUAGGUUAUAUAAAACAUAUGCUUCAAGAUGCCAAAGACAGGAUUGAAGAAAUUAAACAAAAGAGAAUUUCCGAUAGAAGAUCUAGAUGGGGCAGAUGGGAUGAGCCGCCAACCGCACGACAGAAGAUGUUAGAAGCUAAGAACAGGAAUACUGCUCAGCCGAUCACCGAGGACUUACGCCGGAGGGAAGAGACUUCGACGUCAGCUACAGCUCAAGCCUUUAGUGCCCCUACUGCGGUUGCCCUGGACAGAAAUGCAACAGGAGGCAUCACAGUAAUACAACAAAACUUUCCUGUUUUACCAACUCCAGCUAAUCUCGGUGGAUUUUCUGCUCACACAACUGGAACUAAUCCACAUAUGGUGUCUCAUAGUAUGGAAAUUCCUGGCUUUGGUGUCCCCAAUGCGACUCCUCUCGGUCGAAUUGGGACAGGUGUCACAGUUACAGUACCACAGCAAAAUAGCUUUACUGCAGGAAGCGAAGUAGAAACUAAUCUCGGCGCAUUUUCUGCCCAGGUAACUGGAAGAAAUCCAAAUAUGGUACCUCAUAGUAUGGAAAUUCCAGGCUUUGGUGUGCCCAAUGUGACUACCCUGAGUGGAACUGGGACAGGAAGUGUCAGAAUACCACAGCAAAAUGGCUUUACUGCAGGAAGCGAAAUAGGAACUAAUCUAAAUGCAUUAUCUACCCAGGUAACUGGAAGAAGUCUAACUAUGAUGCCUCCUAAUACGGUAAUUCCAGGCUUUGGUGUCCCCAAUGCAGCUACUAUGGGAGGAAGCGGGAUAGGCGGCAUAACACAACAAAAUGUCUUUUCCGCUCCAGCUAGCCAAACGCAAGAUAUGGACUACUUUCUCGGCCCUGGUGGAGGCUCUCAGUUUGUUCAGAAUCAAAUGAUGAGUCAAAACCCUGUCGACUAUGGUGGCGUGCCAUUAGGCCAAAACAUGAGUGGCGAUGCAGCUUAUCCACAGAACAUGGCCCUUGCAACGAUGUACCCAUACUCAAAUCCACAGUACUAUAUGAAUUGUUACCAAGAUUCCCAAGCUGCGAUGUCAAUGCUUAAUCAGGAUAGUGGUCAGCAAGGCCCAGUCGCUCAAUUAUCGAGGAACAAUAAUGGAUCUGAAAGGAGCAAGGACUCUAGUCCAACUGAAGAACUUUCUGAAGAGGGAUAUAGAUCCUGGAUCAUAGAGGAAACCAAAAGAUUUGCAUCAAAUUUGGAAGAUCACAGUUCUUUGGCGUCUAAAAGAGCAUUGUCACCAACACCAUCACGACCACUGCCGCCAACGCCAUCACCACCACCGCCACCAAUUAUAGGCAAUUAUGGUAGCCCAAUGGACCAAGAUCCUGAUCGCGGGUCUCCAUUUGAUCAGGAUAGUAGGGGAUCAUACCAAGACAUGCAUUCAAGAUCAUAUAUGGAACGGCUAUCUCCUCAAGCUAGUGAUAGACACUCUCCUAAUUAUAGAAGGCGCUCGUAUGAUCGAGAUAGCAUUUCAAGAUUCGAUACCCGACAGUCGCCUCAAGCUAAGAGCGAUAGAGACUCGGAUAUCGAGGAUUAUGAAAGUUACAAAAGAAGCCAGACAAUUAGAGAAAUAAAAGAGGAACAGGUCAGUCCCCCACAUGAGUUAAGGUCGCCGGAGAGACGAAGUGGUUGUAGACCCCAAAAUACCGAGGACUCGGAAAGCUAUGAAAGUAGCUGGCGUAGUACGGAGAAGAGCGAUCGGGACGUACCUUCAAGACCAAAUAGGGCAUCGCCGCAAUCAAGGAGAGAUUAUGAAGACAGAGAAAUUAUGGAGGCUAUAUGGAGUCUAAUGGAAAGGAGUGAAAGAUCAGACAGAAGAUCGCCGCAACCAAGGAUAGAUUAUAGACCCCGGAAUAUCGAGGACUCUGAAUCUGAAUCCGAUGAAAGGACCCGGAGUAGUAGAGAGAAAAGAGAUGAUUUGGACGGAUCUUUAAGACCCGAAAGAAGAUCACCACAACCAAUGAAAGAUUAUACACCCCGGAAUAUCGAGGGUUCUGAAAACAAUGAAAGGAGCCGGUGUAAUAGAGAAGAAACAGAUGAUUUGAACAGAUCCUUAAAAUCCUCAAGAAGAUCACCACAACCAAUGAAAGAUUAUAGACUCCGGCAUAUUGAAAACUCGGAAACUAAUGAAAGGAACCGGAGUAGUAGGGAGGAAAGAUCCUUAAUACCAGGUAGGAAAUCCCCGCAACCAAUGAAAGAUUAUAGACCCCAAAAUAUCGAAGGCUCUGAAAUCAAUCAAAUGAGCCAGACUAAUAGGGAGGAAAGAGAUGUUUUGGACAAAUCCCUGAGACCCAAUAGACAAUCACCACAACCAAGGAGAGAUUAUACACCCCGCAAUAUCGAGAGUUCUAAAACCAAUCAAAUGAGCCAGAUUAAUAGGGAGGAAAGAGAUGUUUUGGAUAAAUCCCUGAGACCCGAUAGAAAAUCACCACAACCAAGGAGAGAUUAUUUACCCCGUAACAUCGAGGCCUCUGAAACCAAUCAAACGAGCCAGAUUAAUAGGGAGGAAAGUGAUGUUUUGGACAAAUCCGUGAGACCCAAUAGACAAUCACCGCAACUGAGGUUAGAAGAUAGACCCCGGAAUAUCGAGGAAUCUGAAAUCAAUGAACAGAGGAGUAGGGAGGAAAGAGAUCUGGACAGACCUGACAGAAAAUCCCCGCAUCCAAGGAUAGAUAAUAGGCCCCGAAAUAUCGAGGGGUCUGAAAUCAAUCAAAUAAGCCAGAGAAAUAGAGAGGAAAGAGAUGUUUUGGACAAAUUCCUGAGACCCGAUAGAAAAUCACCACAACCAAGGAGAGGCUUUAGGCCUCGCAAGGAAGAGGAUGUUCGGGACAGAUCCCCAAGACGACAUAGAAGAUCGCCUCAACCAAGGAGAGAUAACAGACCCCGGAUUAUCGAAAGCUAUGAAACAACUCGAAUUAGAAGGGAAAGGUUAAUCGAUCGGAACAGACCAAGGUUAAAUAUACCACCUCCAGUAAGAAGCGGUUUUAGACGCGAGAAUAUUCAGGACUCUCGCGCUAGGUUCCAAGAUAGGCGGCGAGAAGGCCCAGGAACUUGGAACAAAGGAAUUCCGAGGCCGAGAGAGAGGGAUGGACAUGUUCGAGACAGGUCUCCAGUCACGUCAAGAUCAACAGCAAGACCGCGAGAAAUCCGGAGGCCCGAUAUGCGGCCGCGGCGGUAGACACACACUCAGCAUCGGCAGCGUGCUCAUUGUUAACCUGAAAAGUUGUAUUGGAGUUUGGAGAGCACGACUGAGUUGCUAGUCGUGCACAUUCAACCUCCAGGGACAGAUCUCCGAGAUGGCCUUCCAGCUUCCAGUAUUCUUCUUCGUGUAUUUUUUUUAAGUCAGAGGAAGUAGAGGUUUGUUAAAAGCCGUCCGACUGAAAUUGACUGAAUCUUAGUCUGUCACGUGGCAUAUACACUAGCUCAGCUCAUCUGUUGCCUUGGAAAGGUGAGAACAGGAUGCUGAAAGUAUAGUGCUUGACCGCCGAGCAGACUUUCCAGCGGUAGCGAUAGCGCCCUCAGAUGCCUAGUUAAUCACUGUAUGUAUUCCUUUGUUUAUAAUUAUAUUCGUUAGAAAGAGAGGCAAACAGCGAUUACUAAAGCUUUUUAUUAUAAUACGCGACGCGAAGAUUAAAAUAUAUCUAAAACUUUAA